ACCAAAAUGUCAACAUCAACAUAACAUAACCAUAGUAUAUUUUUACAUAAAAUUCAGUCUCAGACCUUCUGAAUUUCAGCAGAUUAGACAUUGUUUCUGGUGUUUUAUAAUUUUCUAGUAAACAAUGUCAUUAAAAUCUACUACAGAUGUAGAUCCCAUAAAAAAUGAACGAACAGGUAAUGUGAGAGAAGUAGGAUCUCAAGCAAUUUGGAGUCUAUCUUCCUGUAAGCCAGGUUUUGGUGUGGACCAAUUACGCGACGACAGAGCUGACACUUAUUGGCAGUCGGAUGGGCAGUUACCACAUUUAGUUAACAUUCAGUUCCAAAGAAAAACUACUAUAAGUGAUAUAUACAUUUACACAGACUAUAAACUCGAUGAAAGUUACACACCAAGCAGGAUUUCAAUAAGAGUGGGUACGCACUUCAAUGAUAUUCAAGAAAUUGAAGUAAUAACAUUAACAGAACCUUCAGGUUGGGUUCACGUACCUAUAAAAGAUAUAAGGGAUAAACCCAUUCGUGUAUUUAUGAUACAAAUAGCAGUUACGAGUAAUCACCAGAAUGGACGAGAUACGCAUAUGCGUCAAAUCAAGAUUCAUAGUCCCAUAGAGAACCCUAGCAUACCCAUGGAAAACUACGUUAACUUUUCUACGGUCGAAUUUCAACAGCACGCAACUAUUAGGUAAUUUGUGAUGUAAUUUUAUUAUUAAAAUAUUGAUGUUAGUAAACAUAUUUUUUAAGUA
Anoplophora glabripennis (Asian longhorned beetle) is the source of this 739-nucleotide messenger RNA. It is a transcript of the gene APC10, whose product is annotated as anaphase-promoting complex subunit 10. The transcript has 3 exons. Lineage: Eukaryota; Metazoa; Arthropoda; Insecta; Coleoptera; Cerambycidae. Bases 125 to 682 code for a protein of 185 amino acids. Gene Ontology annotation, cellular component: anaphase-promoting complex. Gene Ontology annotation, biological process: anaphase-promoting complex-dependent catabolic process; protein K11-linked ubiquitination. The record is from RefSeq and is a predicted model, not a curated record.